This is a messenger RNA of Nerophis lumbriciformis (worm pipefish), 2190 nucleotides long. The record is from RefSeq and is a predicted model, not a curated record. NCBI's taxonomy places the organism in Eukaryota, Metazoa, Chordata, Actinopteri, Syngnathiformes, Syngnathidae.
AUGCCCCCACCUGCGGACAUUGUGAAGGUGGCUAUUGAAUGGCCGGGUGCCAAUGCUCAGCUUAUAGAGAUGGACCAGAAAAGACCUUUGACCUCAAUCAUCCGUGAAGUUUGCGAUGGCUGGUCUUUGUCCGGCUCGGAACAGUUUGCUCUGCGGUAUGCCGAUGGCGCUCAGCUUUACAUCACGGAACAGAGCCGCUGUGAAAUAAAGAAUGGGACCAUCCUUCGAUUGGCCAUUUCUCCCGGCCGUGCGGCUCGUCAGCUCCUGGAGCGAACCCAAUCCCACGGGAUCGACGCUCGCCUGGAAGCUUUGAAGGAACUGGCCAAGCUGUCGGCGGACCCCACCUUCGCCGCUGAGUUUGUCAACAUGGAAGGAAUGGGGACCCUGGCUCGCCUGGUUGAAAGCGGCACCCAAACACUGCGUGCAGAAUACCGUCGAAUGAGACGAAUACUGUCUUCUAAUUGCAGCUUCGGUGAAAUGCUGGCCUUCACUCUUACGGCGUUCCUGGAGUUAAUGGAUCACGGCAUCGUGUCCUGGGAUCUUAUCUCGCUCUCCUUCAUUAAGCAGAUUGCGAGCUACGUGAACCAGCCCAUGGUGGACGUGUCUAUCCUGCAGCGCUCGCUGGCCAUCCUGGAGAGCAUGGUGCUCAACAGCCACAGCCUCUACCACCGAGUGGCUCAGGAGAUCACCGUGGGACAGCUCAUCGGGCACCUGCAAGUGUCAAACCAAGAGAUUCAGACCUACGCCAUUGCCCUCAUCAAUGCGCUGUUCCUGAAAGCGCCUGAGGAUCGACGGCAGGAAAUGGCAAGCACUUUGGCCCAGAAGCACCUUCGAUCCAUCAUUCUUAAUCACGUCAUAAGAGGAAAUCGACCCAUCAAAGCAGAAAUGGCACAUCAACUGUAUGUGCUGCAGGUGUUGACCUUUAAUCUUUUGGAGGAACGAAUGAUGACCAAAAUGGAUCCCAAUGACCAGACUCAAAGAGAUGUGAUUUUUGAGCUUCGGAGGAUCGCCUUUGAUGGAGAAAAUGAACCCACCGGUACAGAAAAAAGAAAGGCCUUGUAUGCUAAGGAUUACAAAAUGCUAGGCUUCACAAACCAUUUAAACCCCGCUAUGGAUUUCACUCAGACUCCCCCAGGGAUGUUGGCUUUGGACAACAUGCUGUACCUGGCCAAGGUCCACCAGGACACGUACAUCCGGAUUGUUUUGGAAAACAGCAGUCGGGAAGACAAGCACGAAUGCCCCUUUGGCCGGUGUGCCAUCGACCUCACGCGGAUUCUCUGCGAGAUACUCCAAGUUGGAGAGUUGCCUAACGAGGGCUGCAACGACUACCAUCCUAUGUUCUUUACUCAUGACCGCGCAUGGGAGGAGUUCUUCUGCAUCUGCAUUCAGCUGCUCAAUAAAACCUGGAAGGAAAUGAGAGCCACGCCAGAGGACUUUAACAAGGUGAUGCAGGUGGUCCGAGAGCAGAUCACCAGGGCCCUGGCCAUGAAGCCCUCAUCUUUAGACCAGCUGAAGAACAAGCUGAGAGGUCUCAACUACUCCGAAAUACUGCGAUUACGCCAGUCGGAGAGAAUGAGCCAGGACGACUUUCACUCUCCGCCCAUCAUCGAGCUUCGAGAAAGAAUCCAACCCGAGAUCCUGGAGCUCAUUAAGCAGCAACGACUCCAUCGGCUGUGCGAGGGCAGCUGUUUCCGAAAAGUGGGGAACCGCCGAAGGCAAGAGAAAUUCUGGUUCUGCAGACUCUCUCUUAACCACAAAGUGCUGCAUUAUGGGGACUUGGAUGAAUCGCCCCAGGGUGAAGUGCCUUUUGAGAUGCUUAGCGACAAGAUACUUGUUUCUGACAUGAAGUCUGUGGUGACUGGGAAGGACUGCCCGCAUAUGAAGGAAAAAAGUGCUCUAAAGCAAAACAAGGAGGUGCUAGAGUUGGCCUUCUCUGUCCUUUAUGAUCCAGAUGAGGCGCUCAACUUUGUGGCGCCCAACAAAUAUGAGUACUGCAUUUGGACAGACGGCCUGUACGCACUGCUGGGCAGGGAGAUGAGCAGCGACCUGACCAGAAGUGACCUGGACACACUCAUCAGCAUGGAAAUGAAACUCCGUCUCCUCGACCUUGAGAAUAUCACCAUUCCAGAGGCUCCGCCCCCUAUUCCCAAAGAGCCCAGCUCUUAUAAUUUCACUUACAACUACAGCUGA